GAAGGAGGAGCAACAGGGCAUGUCAACUCAUAUUUCCAAGAAUUUCUGACAUCACUUUGAUAUCAGAUCACUUACUCCUUUAGGAGAGCAAGUCGAAGACUGAAGAAAAAGAGCAGAAGGCACUGCAAGAGUGUAGACGGGAUUCUUGACAUUUUACAUCUAGACUUUAUCAGACAGAAUGUCUCUUCCUACCACAAGCGUCCCUGCAAACUUCAGCCAUGUGGCUAUACAGGAAUGCCAAAACAACACGAAUACCACUGCGUGUUCUUUUGACAACAAGGGAUGGACCUUCAUGAUAACAGUCUAUAUCCUGAUCGUCGCUGUGCUGGGAAUCGUGUUUAAUCUGUUUGUCGUGAUGGUAUUCUGUCUCCACAAGAAGGCCUGCACUGUGCCUGAGAUCUACUUGAGUAACUUGGCUGCUGCUGACCUCAUCCUGUCGUCCUUUCUGCCCUUCUGGGCUGUGUAUACAGCCAACAAAUUCAACUGGCCCUUCGGUAGUACCAUGUGCCAAAUAGUCGCUCUUUGCAUCGUAAUGAACGCCUACUGCAGCAUCUACUUCCUUGUUCUGGUCAGCAUAGAUCGUUACUUGGCACUGGUGCACCCGCUGUCCCAUGAAAGAAUGCGCAGGCCAAAGUAUGCCAAACUGGCUUGUCUGCUAGUGUGGGCUUUGGGCUUGCUCCUGGGUGUUCCUGUAUUCAUGUAUAGGAAAGUGGCAUACAAUUCUUGCGCGAAUAAAUAUAUAUGCUUUAUGCAAUACCCAAGUAUCAAGAUAGAGCUGCUGACUGAGGCUAUGCUGAUUACGUUCAGCUUCAUCAUCCCCAUUUUCAUUAUUUCCUUCUGCACUCUCAAAAUUAUUCGAGCUCUCAAUCACAGGUUAAAUGCCCAGAAUACAGAGCAUAAGGCCACCACUCUGGUCCUGGCGGUCCUCUUGUCAUUCCUGAUCUGCUGGGUGCCAUUCCACCUGGUGAAGAUAAUAGAAAUGCUUUUUACUGCCGAGGUCUUGGAAGGGUGCGACCUUCACAGACACAUAGAAGCCACCAAACUGAUCGUCAUAUACAUAGCCUUCUUCAACAGUGUUCUCAACCCCAUCCUCUACGUCAUUGUGGGAAAAAAAUUCAGAAAAAAAGUAAAGGAUGUCUUCAAGCAGUGGAGCGCUGAGAGAACAUCGACCCUCAGCCUCAGCUCUGUACGCUCAUACCUGUCGAGAAGUGAUAAAAGUGGGGAUGUCUCAGGCAGAUCUGCUAGACUGUGAUCCUUUAAAUAAGCAUGCAUGUUUAUUUUAGAUGCAUGACGUAACCUUUGGCGGGUUACCCAUUAGAUCUUGUUCAUUAUGGUAGGGUUUGAACACUCCUGCUUUCAUUAUUUGCUCCAGUUGGACCAUAAUCCAGGGCUUUAGGUAAGAGGGGGGAGAGUGUAUGUGUUCAAUGUAUGCUGUCACACUACACUUCUCACCUUGCUGGGAUCUUUUCCCAGUUUUAAACCUUCCUUGACACACUCGCACAUCCUCACGUCUUUGAUGAUUAGAUGUGUUCGCACACUUUCAAAAUUCACUUCAGUGCGUCCGGCCUGUUUCAUCUGGGCAACACUUCAGGAGGAAAGUAAGGCAGAGGGAGGACAAGACAUCAACACCGAAGACGUCAACGCUCCGUGGUGUUAACGGACCACAAGAAACUAAGCGUGCGGCCAUUUUUAAUGCAAUGGCUCAGAUUCGUCUCUCUCUCUCAUGACAUCCUGUUGACAUUUCGUAGGCCACCACUUCUGGUGCAGCUCUACAGGAUAUGGACCUCAAAUUAAUGCAUUUGCCAUUCUAACACUUAUGCCCCAACUGUUGUUUCAUUGAAAAUGCUUUCAGACUUAACACAAAAAUAAUACUGCUAAAUAAUUAAACAGCACUGUGUUUUAUACUGUAGAAGUAAUGGGUACAAAACUAAGAUAAUGGAAGUAAUGUAUAAAAGAGGCGGAAAACAAAGUAUUUAAAGUCUUAAUAUGAUACUUUAAUUCUAGGAUGUUCCAUGUGGCUAUGUGUGUCUGAAUCUAUUUCUCCAUAGAUAGUGUUGCUCUUACUGAUAUUUUAAGGCUAGAUCAAACCCUGCUAUAUUAUAUAUCCAUGUAAUAUUACUGUGACCCUCUAACCGUAACCUUUCUCUCUGACACUGUAACUCUUGCAUUUUCUUUUCCUUUGACUCUAAAAAGCAUUACCACCUACACACUGUGUGCACAUUUGCAUACAUUUGUUGAUUUGUACAGUUUGUUUACUUCAGUCACACAUUCACAGUAACCUGAAUAGUAGUGACCAAACAAUGACAAUGUUUUACUGCUGAUGAGAAAUUUGGUGUUGAAAAUAAGCAAAAAAAAAAAAAAAGAAAAUAUAAAUAUUUGCUUUACGGUCAAAGUGCACCAAACAUACACUAAAGUCUGUUUACAUGUCUUGACAUUUGAAUGUGGGAAUGAGAUGAUUUCUCUGGUUCUGCUGCACCCAUUUUAAUGUUCCAGAGGCACAAUGGUAAGUCAGUGGAGAACUCAAUUAAUGUUCUCAUACUCAGAGGAGAUUUUAUUUUCAUUCAGUGCAUCACAGAUCACUGUCACAACUUCAUAUAGUCAGGUUCAACCUUGUUUUUCCACAAGACAGUCUCUCAUGGUAACUCCAUUUGUUGAAAUAUGUCUGUAUUACUCUGUACGUAGACUGCUUAAAUACAAUGUACAUCAUAAUCA
Messenger RNA from Seriola aureovittata, 2712 nucleotides. RefSeq names its product B2 bradykinin receptor-like. Lineage: Eukaryota; Metazoa; Chordata; Actinopteri; Carangiformes; Carangidae. The coding region runs from base 179 to 1252 and encodes 357 amino acids. Gene Ontology annotation, biological process: G protein-coupled receptor signaling pathway; neutrophil chemotaxis; immune response. Gene Ontology annotation, cellular component: membrane. The transcript has 2 exons. The record is from RefSeq and is a predicted model, not a curated record. Gene Ontology annotation, molecular function: bradykinin receptor activity.